This is a messenger RNA of Pochonia chlamydosporia 170, 1581 nucleotides long. RefSeq lists its product as hypothetical. NCBI's taxonomy places the organism in Eukaryota, Fungi, Ascomycota, Sordariomycetes, Hypocreales, Clavicipitaceae. The coding region runs from base 1 to 1581 and encodes 526 amino acids. The record is from RefSeq and is a predicted model, not a curated record. The transcript has a single exon.
AUGAUACGCUCAGCGGCACAGCUCGCCAAAGCUGACCUCAAUGUGGCAUCUCACCUUCGGCCCAAGACAUUCGUCAAAAAGCUUGACAAGAACAAUGAGCCCUACUACAUACUAGCGAAGAAGGGGCUAGCCAACAACCCCGACCCCGACAAGGAGUACUCUUUUUUCGAGAUGCCAAAUCUGUUGCUGGAUCUCGAUGCAGAGGGCACGCGGCACGUACGGACUGUUGAAGACGCGGAUGAGAAGCUUAUGCAGGCAAAGUGGGCGGAAGUGCCUCGACGCACAGCCGUCAAGACUCGAUUAAAGGCUUUUGAAGAGCAAUUGUAUGAGUCACGGAGGAAAGCACAUGAGAUUAUUUCCCAACCUACGAAUAUCUGGCGCAUUACCCCUCACGAUAUCGUCUCUGCAGCCCUUCAGGGAGGACCUGGGCCUCAACGGAAAUCAGCUCGGGAGUUGACACCAGCAGCUCUCAUAUCCGAAAAACCCAAGCCAACGCCGUCAAAGAACUCAGAAAUCGUCGAAAAACUCCGUUUGGAAAACGGGAUCCCACCACACGCCAUCAAUGAAGACCAACUCCUGCUGAACUGGAUGAUGCUCCGCCACAAAAGUCUCACUCAACACUCUCAAAAACGCAAACCGCCAUCAGCAACCCAGCUAAUUCAAGCUCUUGAAACCCAAACGACGAUCCUAGGCGUCCGUCGGCUAGUAUUCCAGGCCCUCGCAGCCGGCACCAGCAUAAACAGCUUCCAAAAUGAGACGAAGCCGGAAUCGAAUCUGCCUCACCAGAUACGAUCUACAUGCGCACGUAUCUUGAGCCAAGAUUCGUCCAAUCGCGAUUUGUAUCUCCAAACACUCACUUUCCUCGGGAACCUCUCAGAGCGACUCUCCUCCCACGGAGCGCAACUAGGACCGCUGCUGUGCGGACUAGCCCUGAAACUUUCCGCAGAAAUAGGCUCCUUAGAGGCACUGUCAGGGUGGUUAUAUCGCAGCCAUCACAGUGGCAGCAAGCAUAACCUACUUAUGGAAGACGUGUUGUCAGCACUCACGUCUCUGCAGAGUAUGCUCAGAAACGAACACCGUGUCACCCUGCAGUCCAUAGAGCAACGCCAGCUUCUAUUCCAAUUACUCACGGGAAUUGACGAAAACGACACCAUGGCCCUAGACUCUUUCCGUGUGUACAGCAUGAGUUUCCUGAACAAGAGUAGCUCAGGCAUCCCCAGCCACGUAUACUCCGCAUACAUCACAUUACUAGGACAGCUUGGCGCAGCACGAACACUCUGGAGAGAAUGGCGAGAAUUGCCCUCGUCUAUUUCACGAGACGACGAAGUUGUGCCCGCAUUUUGCAGCGCCCUGAAACAGGCAAUCCGCGUCAUGCCCGCCAACGAUGGCGAGCUUAACCCAGAUCCUAGCCUCGAUGAGUGCGCUACGCUGGACUAUCACGCCAUUGAGUUGCAGGAUGUGGCUGCUUGGCGGGAGCGCACCGACAGCACGGCUGGACAGGUGGGCGUUAAUGUUGCAGAUUGUCGAUCUGUUUUGGACCUGCCUCUCGCGGAGUGUAUUAAGCGGGCGAGGCUGUGGUAG